CUGCAUCUGGAAAGUCGAGCGGCGAUGACUUCCCACAAGGGCUGGAGCGGAUUUGGAAGGAACUGUGCAAUGUAGCGGGUUCUUUGUGAAAGAGCGGCCCUGAGAGAAGCCACAGGAACAUCCUCUGGGUGCCCGGAGCCCUGACCCGGGGAGCCGCUCGCUUCAGCCUCGUUUCCCGCAGAGGGUGCCAUGCGGAGGCAGCUGGCGGGGGCCUGGCCCUGAGUCCGGGGACUUCAGACAGGACCCCAACCUCUCCUCCGAGUCGCAGCCCCAAGGAGAUGAGCUGUCCUCUGAUGAAGCCUGGGAUGGUCCCCCCUCCGCCGGGAGAGGAGAGCCAGAGCAUCGUGCUGCCCCCCGGCUGGCAGAGCUACCUGUCCCCCCAGGGCCGGCGCUACUAUGUCAACACGACCACCAAUGAGACCACCUGGGAGCGCCCCAGCGGUUCUGGGAUUCCGGCCAGCCCUGGCACUCACAGGAGCCCUCUGCCUCCGACAGUGAAUGGAUACCACGCAUCAGGGACCCCAGCACACCCUCCCGAGACUGCCCACAUGAGUGUCCGAAAGUCCGCCGCUGAUCCCCAGAACCUGGGGUCCUCGUCACCAGGCAGAAAGCAGAGCAAGGAGAACACCAUCACGAUCAACUGUGUGACGUUCCCUCACCCGGACACGAUGCCGGAGCAGCAGCUGCUGAAACCAACUGAGUGGAGCUAUUGUGACUAUUUCUGGGCUGAUAAGAAGGACCCCCAGGGCAAUGGCAACGUGGCUGGGUUUGAAUUGCUGCUUCAGAAACAACUGAAGGGCAAGCAGAUGCAGAAGGAAAUGUCGGAAUUCAUUCGGGAGAGGAUAAAGAUUGAAGAAGAAUAUGCGAAGAACUUAGCUAAGCUCUCUCAGAACUCCUUGGCCGCACAGGAGGAAGGCUCCCUGGGAGAGGCGUGGGCGCAGGUGAAGAAGAGCCUGGCGGACGAGGCAGAAGUCCACCUCAAGUUCUCGGCCAAGCUUCACAGCGAGGUGGAGAAGCCCCUGAUGAACUUCCGGGAGAACUUCAAGAAAGACAUGAAAAAGUGUGACCACCACAUCGCCGACCUCCGCAAGCAGCUUGCCAGCCGCUACGCCGCAGUGGAGAAGGCCCGGAAAGCGCUCACGGAGCGGCAGAGGGACCUGGAGAUGAAGACCCAGCAGCUGGAGAUCAAGCUGAGCAACAAGACGGAGGAGGACAUCAAGAAGGCCCGGAGGAAGUCCACGCAGGCCGGAGAUGACCUCAUGCGCUGCGUGGACCUCUACAACCAGGCCCAGUCCAAGUGGUUUGAAGAGAUGGUGACCACCACGCUGGAGCUGGAGCGGCUGGAGGUGGAGAGGGUGGAGAUGAUCCGGCAGCACCUGUGCCAGUACACACAGCUGCGGCACGAGACAGACAUGUUCAACCAAAGCACAGUUGAGCCUGUGGACCAGCUGCUUCGAAAAGUGGACCCAGCCAAAGACAGGGAGCUGUGGGUCAGAGAGCACAAGACGGGCAACAUCCGCCCUGUGGACAUGGAGAUCUAGGCGGGCACACGCGGCCCCCGGGGUCCUGCCAAGGAGAGGGGCCGGGGGGCCCAUGGAGAGGAGGUGGUGGGUCCCGCUGCCAAGUGGAGCUGCCCUCCCCCCCACUCUCCUGCCCACUGAGGAGAGGGGAGGGUGAGGGCUGCAGCCAGCCAUUCCAGAAGGGCGGCCUGGCGGCCUCGCUGGGAGGUCCCCGUGUUCCCAGGCCAAGAAGGUGGAUCCACAGCCCCGCCCUUGUCUCUGAGGCCGAAGACCCCCAACUCCCAUGUUGUGCUUGCCGUUCCGGGAACAAACUGAAGCUGGAACUUUGUGGUCCCUGCUGAGCACCGUAGGGUCAUCUCCCCGCCCAGAGCCAGCUGCGUCCCAUGCCCGUGCCCCUGGAAGCCCCGAGGUCCUUCCUCCAGCCGGCCCUCUGGUCCCCAGGGAGGUCUCUGUCUCCAAGCCAAGUGUCAGGAUCGCCGUCGUGGACGGAAGGCAGCGUUCAACAGCCCGCACUCAGAAUCCUUUGCAGCCUUCCUUCCUUAUUUUUUCCCCGUUGCAUUCUGGGAGUCCACAUCCUGGCUCUUCCCUGUCUCCGUUCAUGAUCAAGAGUCUUGGGAAGAAGGCCUCACUGCCGCCUUCCCGGACUGACCUGCCUGGAGAGGUCAGGAUGGAACUACCUCAUCAGCAAAUCAGCCCUCAGUCAUAGUGCUGGUCGGGUUCCCCAGUCGAUCAGGCAUCCUCUGCAAAGUCUCUCCCAGAAUCCCCAGCCCCCGACCUGCAGAUGCCCCUCCUCCCAUCCCCACCCCGCUCCACACUCUAAACGGGGCUGGGUCAGUCCCACGUGGGAGACAGUCUGGGGCAAGUCUUUGUCACCACCCCCCCUCCCCCCGAUGGCUCCCCUUGCUUGCAUAUGGCAGCACUGGGACCACUGUCCCUCGUAUGGCUUCCUGUCAGUGGUGGUCACUGUACAGGCAUCGAAGACUAACAUGGCCACAGUAGGUUGUCGCCUACUGGGCAGCGUCUCGCCACCGUGGCCUCUCGGCAACUCCUGCACAGUCCAGAGCCCAGCAUCAGGCCCUGCCUGGGGGUGGUGCCACCUUCCCUUUCUUCAUCUCCCAAUGGCUCGUAAAACCUGGUCUGCGUGUGACGUAGGAAGCUUUCAGGGCUGCAGUCGGGUCCUUGCCCAUCAUGUGCUCCUCUUCCUGACCCCAGCAAACAUGUUCUCCGUCAUGUUAAGUCCUGAGAAUCAGUUCGAAAGGACCAGAGGAAGGAGAGGGACCUGAAGGAGGAAGUGCAGCUAGCCAGGGGCAAUCCGCGCCCUGAGAACCAACCCAUCUUUCUUACUUAAUCUUCCCCAUCGAUUACUUUGGAUUUACAGGAUCCAUAUAUUCCCAAGAGCGUGGAAUUCUAGGAGCACAACUCACUGGUCUUUCAGUCUUACAGAUCUGAUGAUGUAUUAACAUCUUUGAAUCUUUCGGUACCUCUUUCAUUGAGUCAGACCGCUCUCUCACAGUUUAUGGUAGAAAGACGCUGAAUAUACUAAAGCCAACCAAACUUUGUCCCUUCUCUUAUGGAAACAUCCCAACCAGAAAGCUCAGUGUGAAGGCCUUGUCCAACCUGAAUCUGUCCACUGCAUGGAGCACCACUCCCGGCUCUGUGAUGGGGCCAUGACACCAGCCAACGGUUUCAGGGUAUCCGCUCCCGGUUUCUUUAUUAAAAACAGGUGCAAGUAGGAACUGCUUUGUGGCUGAGCAGAGUAAUUUGUGGAUGAUACUCAGCUAUUCAAAGCCAAUGGCCGUGUUAUGAACACAUCUUUUGAGUGGAUAUGCUCAGUGAGUUUGCCUUCUCGCUUCUCUCUGAGGAUUCUAGUCUUCUGCUCCUCCCCGGGACAGAGCGAGCUCUCUCCUGCCUCUUCUGGGGUAGCCUGAGCUGGCCCCGUGUGGGCCAGUCUGUCUGAUGAAGUGAUUCUUUCUUCCUCAUCCCCUCACCUCAGUCUCGGUAGCUUUUUCACCUACUUUUUCUCUGUUUUUCUUCCCUCUUUUAUUCAUUCAUCAAGCAUUUAGCUGAAGACAAGUGAUGUGCUAAGAUCUGAGGGCACGGUAUGGGCUUAUUUUCUGUGAUUGUGUAUAGACAUCUUUUCUCCAGGGUUCUUGCAAGUUAGUGGCCUUGGCGUUCACAUACAGGUACGCUAUAGACCUUGGGUUUUCAGGGAUACUGUCUGUUGUGCUGAUCUGCAUUCAUUUAUUCAUUCAUUUAUUCAGCAGAUCCUUGGGACAAGCCAGGCACUCUUGCCCGCCCCUCUAUUCCCCAUGUAGACAGAUAGUUUGACCUUUCUGGAGAAUGAGAACAUUUAACCUGCCACAUUUUACUCCUGGGAACCUGUAAUUAUAGUACAAACUACCGUCAUACGGCAUUUACCCACUUGGUGGGAGAUAGACAGCAACAAGGCUCAGUGCCCUAGUCACUAGACUCCCAGCCCAUAUCCAACUCGAAUAUCUGAGAUUUCUUUUUUCUGUUUUGUUAAUUAAUCUUCACCUGAGGAUAUUUUUUUUCAUUGAUUUUUAGAGAAAGAGGAAGGGACGGGGAGAGACAGAGAGAGAAAAAUAUUGAAAGAGACACAUUGAUUGAUUGCCUCCCGCACGUGCCCCAACCAGGGCCAGGGAUGGAACCUGCAACCAAGGUACAUGCCCUUGACUGGAAUCGAACUCAGGACACUUCAGUCCACAGGCUGAUGUGCUAACCACUUAGCAAUUGGUUAGGUCUGAGAUUUCUUUUUUGUCUUAAAUAACUCCUCACUUUACAAAGAGGAUGAAGCCUAAGCAUGGCCAGUGAAAUUAAUACUGAAUUAAGAGCAGGACUGGAGUCGACAGACAGUCCAGGCCCCCUGUCCUUGUCAACAACUCCCCACCCCCACCCCCCACCUCCGCAGUCUGGGUGAAGGCAGGAUCAGAGUGGAGUCUAGAGCAUCUAAAACUGCACUUCAGGGUAGCACACACUCUAUCUGGUCAUUGUUUUGCGUUUAUGUUCUGGUGUUUAGGUUGUAAGAGGAUUUGACGGGGUUUAUUCGGAAGGGUGAGUGAGUGAGUCUGGGUUUUUCUUGAGCGCCUCUAUUGUUCAUUUCUGAAAACAAGUGAGCCCCUUCUACCUGCCUUCACUUAGUUUUGUCUGUGAAAACUGAUUUUUUUAAAAAAAUUCUCUAUCACAAACGAUCUUGCCAUGACAACCUCCAGGAAAAGCCACUGGUUCCUCUCCGUUUUUUUCUAUUGUUUUUGAUCAGUAUUGCAAAGCCCUGGCAACUGAACCACACACAGGAGUGGCUGUCCUGAGGGAGGUUCUACCGAGGGGCGCCUGGGCCUCCUCUCUACCUCUACCCAGCGCCCUGGGGGCGGGAGGAUUCCGCAGCAGGAGGCACGUCUCUGCUCAGCGCUGAAGGCCACAGAAGCCACCGAUUUCAUGAGCCAGGGAUUUGUUUCCAUUCCCUGUGUGAAACCCGAUCAAUGACUAGGUUAGUGGAUGGGUGCAGAAAGCUCUUGUUUCCCCAAGUCCUUUCUGAGAAACACAAGCCAUAAAAUUCAAAGGAGUCAAAGACCUCUGCUUGGUUCAGUGAUUCUGCUUCCAGCUGUGAGAGGCCUUGACACGGAGCAGAGCGUCUGCACAGGAUCCCGCAGACCUGCUGGUUACUGUGCCGGCAGGGGGCGCACUUUGCAAAUGCUACGUGGAGUGCAGAUGGCGGCGUGCUUACUUGGCCAGCACCCCAACGUACUCCCCUGGUCCUUCCCACCCCACGGGACACACUGCCUUCUCUUUUUCCAGGUUUAUUGAGGUAUUUGAUAUACAGUACGGGGGUUUAUUGACAUACAGUAAAAUUCACCCUUUUGAAGUA
Myotis lucifugus (little brown bat) is the source of this 5403-nucleotide messenger RNA. RefSeq names its product growth arrest specific 7 (gene GAS7). Gene Ontology annotation, biological process: neuron projection morphogenesis; actin filament polymerization. The record is from RefSeq and is a predicted model, not a curated record. NCBI's taxonomy places the organism in Eukaryota, Metazoa, Chordata, Mammalia, Chiroptera, Vespertilionidae. Gene Ontology annotation, cellular component: plasma membrane; actin filament; cytoplasm. Bases 279 to 1541 code for a protein of 420 amino acids. Gene Ontology annotation, molecular function: actin filament binding. The transcript has 14 exons.